Messenger RNA from Akanthomyces muscarius, 276 nucleotides. RefSeq lists its product as uncharacterized. The record is from RefSeq and is a predicted model, not a curated record. The transcript is spliced from 2 exons. NCBI's taxonomy places the organism in Eukaryota, Fungi, Ascomycota, Sordariomycetes, Hypocreales, Cordycipitaceae. Bases 1 to 276 code for a protein of 91 amino acids.
AUGGCAAAUGGUCGCAUGCAUCAUCAACUGAUACUUGGGUUCCGGGCCUUGGCUCCGAGUGCCACUAGUUCCGACUUGUUAGGCGGCACGUUACUCUCUCCGCCACACCCGCCAUAUCCUAUUAUCUCACAUCAUGCCGUGCCCACCACCGCUACUCAGCUCUGGCAGAUGCCUGAUCUCGGCGCCGGCUGGCGUGAUGGCCGUCGCCCAAGGGUACCAGGCCGGGUUGCCUAUCCGUCCCAAACUCCGAGUCAAGCCAAGGACCCAUCUGUUUAG